UCUAAUGCGUCUGUUUCCUUGUGUAUAUAACGGCCGCAUUUCGCCUCCCCUCUCCCCGCCCGCCGUCGCUCUCCCUUCUCCGACACCUUUCUUUCCCAUCCCCUCUAUCCCCAAGAAGACGGUCUCCGUGCUUUCUCUUGCCUUUCAUGGCGUGCUAUCGCUUCCCGGCGACCAUCGUCGCUCCCCGGGCCUCUCGCCACCGAAUCCGAGCUCAGAAACCCUCGAUCUCCCACCCGAAGCGACUCUUCUCGGCAGCGUCGAGCGCAAGAUUCGGCUGGGACGACGUUCUUCGAGUCGGCGAGGGCAAUCAAGAAGACGACGACCCUUCGGAUCUCCGAGGCUACUUCGAGAAAGUUUGGGCAUGCAAUCGUGGAUCCCAGGAAAAGCAAUCGGAGUUUGUCCCCUUCUUGGUCGAGGAUCAGAUUGUUGGAUACAUACAUAAGGGUUUCAUUGAGCAUCUAAGAAAGUUUCAAGAUGUUUUCACUGUUGUGUCGGGCAAAAAUGGCUGCGGUAUUGGUGACUGUGUCAGUCUUCAUUCAUCACUUAAGAAGCCAGACGACAGAACAAGAGCAGUUGGACAUGUCAUCAAAUGUAUAGGGAAACUGAUUCCAGGUAUACGCAAUGAGCUGUACCCUGUGACAUCAUCAUUUGGGAUGCCUAUAUUCUUCUCUCUAGAGCGUGCAGCUGCUCCUUAUUUUGGUAUAAAGGCUUAUGGUGUUCACAUGAAUGGCUAUGUUGAGAGGGAUGGGCAGCAAUUUCUCUGGUUAGGGAAGAGAAGUAAUAUGAAGCCAACCUUCCCUGGGAUGCUUGAUCAUCUGGUUGCCGGGGGUCUGCCGCAUGGGAUCACGUGUAAAGAGAAUCUUAUGAAGGAAUGUGAAGAGGAAGCAGGGAUUCCGAGAUCUAUUUCCAAUAAUGCCAUCUCAGUUGGAGCAAUCUCUUACAUAGACAUUGACAAGUACAAGUACAAAAGGGAUGUUCUUUUCUGCUAUGAUCUAAAACUCCCUGCAGGAUUCAUUCCCAAGAAUGAAGGUGUGUGUUUUGAAUGCACAAGUUUUGCCGAUGGGAAUUUUCCCCAUGUGCUAGUUAUUCCCCAAAUUGGAUGUUGGUAGCUUUUAUUGUAGUUU
Molecule: messenger RNA, 1124 nt
Organism: Elaeis guineensis (African oil palm)
Lineage: Eukaryota; Viridiplantae; Streptophyta; Magnoliopsida; Arecales; Arecaceae
Source: RefSeq, a predicted model, not a curated record